AUGGAACGCGUGUGGCGUAAGGUGAACCAGGGUUUGACGCUGCGAUCGUCCUCAUCGAAGGCGACGACAGUCGUCGUAGGCACCACAGGAUCAGGAGUGUUGCCGACCGCUCCACCGAUGGCCCUAGUAGCCGCCGGCACUGGAUCGACCGGAAUGCCGGGAGGUUCCGGGUUUCCGCACUCCACGGACACGACAAGCUCGGCCGGUUUCGGUGAGUCACAAGUUGUUGCCGUGCAACGACGCCGGCCGCCGGUACCGCAGUCCAGUACGGCCUCAUCGGAAAAGCGGCGUCGCCGUCGGCGCCGCAGUCGGCCCAGUCGGGAAGGCGCUUCGCAGGUUAGCCACUCGUCCGGAAGCCAUCAUAAAGGUCAUUCCUCAAGUGGUCGUCGAGGCCAGACCCAGUCGGUCACUAUCGCGCAACAGUCCAACGAACAAUCGCUCAGACAACGAGCCGUGGCGCGGUUGAAGAUGUUCAAUUUCAAUUUGAAUUGGGAUCUGCACAUGACGCAGUGUAAACCGUGCGGGCCUAAAAGUGGGAACAUUAUCACUCGCAGGCUGUGCCGGAAUCGGCGCGGCGAGGACAACGAACUCUACCGCUCGAACAGCUUCAAAUUCGAGCGGUUCGAACGAAAGGAUCCGAGCGAAACGGGCACAAGGACAAUGCUGAGAAAACAGAUAUCCGUCUGUGAUGACUACAGCUUACCGAUUGACUUCGUAAAGAAACGACCGUCCAGUUUUGAUCCCUGCCUAGUUCAGCAUAUACCAAACAACUGGACAUCGCCCAGUCCCCAAUCGGAUCAUGUUUCAUUUCUUGAGCCGCUAAUACUGCAGCAGCCCUUGUCAGCGGUUCCGACCAUCAGUAACAGUAAUGUGCCCGGAAGCGGAACGACCACCGCCGGCAACCCUGGAGUGCACCCGCCAACCGGUACGCUCGGUCAUCCGCUGCCCCUUCCGCCACUAGGUCCACCCCCAUCAACGUCGGGCCCGUCAAUUUGUGGCCCACCACCGCCUCUACCGCCGCCUCUACUACCUGUGGCCGUAGAUUGUGCGGCUGCGACGGCCGCCGCCAAUGCCGUCGCCAUCAAGACGGUGGAAGAGAUCUUUGACACACACCGAAGCCGCAGCCAGCGGAAGGCCGUCGGACGGCAUCACCGGGCACGGAGCCGUCCGCGCCGGCCCGACAGCCACUCGGAGGUGAAGUACAUUAAUCAAAAUUUUAGCUCAGGAUCAUCGGCGCCCGUCACCUCGGAGGAGGAGGACAACGACGACGACGACGAGGAGGACGACGAGGAAGAGGAGCUGAGCAAAAUACCGGAGCUCAACUCACCCGACAGCAUCUCGGACGAUUUGGUCCAGCCGCUCCGUCAGAGUCCACUCAAAGCGGACGGAGGACUUGGGAAGCGAAACCCGUCCCCGUACUACUACUCGGACCUGCUGAAGAACCGGGCGGCGGCGCGCGAGAAGGAAGCUGAGGUCAUCGGUGAGCCGCAGGAAGUAGCAGGUCCCGAGGAGCCCGUGAGCCACCGUAGUCAGCCGGCCGCGGGUCGGUACAAGAAGAGCAGCAGCCUUGACACACCGGGCGCCGAGAAGGAAGUGUGCCCGGCGAAGCGGUACUCGAUCACCGAGGAGGGCGUGCGGAUCAUCCGGUGUGACUCGCCGUCCACCACCACCUCGGACGACUCGGACUGCUCCGAAUGCCGGAAGCGGCGCGUGUGGCACGCGCAAGCCCUGGCCAUCGCCCGGGCCAACUGUAACGCGCUCCUGGGCCUGCCGGUCGAUGUCGGUUCGAUGCCACCGCACCGGCGGCUGCUAGGACCGGCGGCUAUCUGUGCCUGUGCGACGCCCUCGGCCUUCGGCGAGGACAACGAUGAGCUGUUCCGGCCGCGGAGCGUCUUCUACGUGCACCACCACCACCCGGGCGCGGGCGCCACAGAUUGCGCUGACUGUUCCCUGAGCGAUCCGCCGCUCGGACCGGAAGACGCCGCGGCUGCGGCCGCCACCGACGCCACCGGCGACGCCAUGGCCAACGUGCGGACGCGCCAGAUCUACGAGACGGCGUUCGACUCGAAGGUCACCCGCUCGGACGACGAUCUGGACGAGGUCGAUCGGGUCACCAACCAGAGUGUGCUGCUCCAGCAGCUGACCAAGAGCACCAGCAGCAGCGCCAGCAACAUGCCUGCGCUGACCCGUGGCAAGUCCAGGGCCAGCAAGUCCACAGCGGGCAAAGUACCCACGGCCGAUCCUGGAGCCCCGGAAACGGAGGGCAACCAGGACGCGGCCGACCACACGCUGGUGGCGGACCUGCAGAAGCUGCAGAUCGACAACAAGCAGCUGGACAAUAUUGCCAAUGCAAACUCCACGUCUUCCUCCUCCCAGCAGCUUCCCUUGCGUGGCUACACGCCAUCCCCGCCGUCGACGGCGCCGCUACCGAUGAAGUUCCCCGGGAAGCACGUCGAACGGUUCUUCAUCAACAGCAUCAAGAGCGCUCCGAAUCUUCCGGCGUCGAACGGGGCCGCCCAACAUCCGCGCCUCAAGGACCUUCGGCUUGACAUCCAGCAGCACGGCCGCAGUCACCACCAUGAGGCUGCAACCGGUGCCAUCGAGGGGAGCUCCUUCAACCACACCAACCCCAAGACGGGCGAACGACCCCGCUCGACGCACUGCCUCGAGCCGGAGCGGGUCCUGGAGCUGAAACGGGGACACCGUGGGUCGCACGCGUCCCGUCGGGCUCACAACUUCUCGUCCACGGAGAGUAUGGCCACGUCCAGUAGCGGUGGCAGCAUGGAGUCACUAAAGUCCAGCACGAGCGAAGGCAACCGGAGCACCUCCAGCAGCGAUUCACGCCACUCGUCAUCGCUCAGUUCGCACAGCUCCGACUCGGGACCGUCGCUGUUGGCGGCCUUCCCGCUCCGGGUGCCGGUCGUGGUCCACAACAAGCUCAACAUCCUGAGCCCCAUCUCGGACAAGUCGUCCCAGGAGCCGGGCUCUGAAACGGGUUCGUCGGACAUCAACAGCCGCAACAACAACUCCCAGAAACAGUCACCGAUCGAUCAGUCGGGGGGACCGGGUGGUCCGGGAACUGGGACGGGCUCAGCGGGGAAGAAGGAGAGCGACGCCCACGAGUGUGCCACGGAGGCCGUGAAGGCUCCGAACCAAGUCCAAGGUUCUUCCUCUUCCAAGCGCCGGUCGGCGCCGAACAAAGCGCUCCUUCUGAUAACGGGUCCCGAAAUACAGGGCUCGGACAGUGGCAUUUCGUUGCACUCGCGGGAGGAUCUGAAAUCGAGGAGCAACUUUUUGAACCUCGGCAUCCAGCGGGCCGCGGCGCUCGGGCUGACCGGGGACAAGCAGCAGGCGGACGGGGCGAAGGUACUGGCGCUGCCCCAGGACCUACACGAUCUGCCGUUCGACAUGCCCAAGCUGCGGCGACGGCGCGCCCAUCUGCAGCAGGAACCUUGCACAUCCGGUAGUGUGACGUCGGUGGACGUCGGUGAUUUACCCUUCGACAUGCCGAAGCUACGCCGACGGCUGCGAUUGUCACAGAACCAGCAGCAGCAAUUGCAGCAACAGCAGCAGCAGCAACAGCAGCAACUGCAGCAACCAUUCCCGAGUAUACCGUCCAGCUCGGGCGUUAAAGGGAUGCUCCAGACGAGCACCGAAUCCAGUGGGCUGUCGCAAGCCUCGUCCAGUCUGUCGAUGCGAGACUCCGAUAACAAGUUUGCGAUGACUGGUGGAUUCUUUAAGCAGAGCCUCACAUUAAACUUGAACGACUGUGGUAGCCGACCGGCGAAGAAGUUCGGCACGCUCGACCUCGGCCUGAAUCUGGGCGCCAAUCGGCCAAACGUCGAUCUGAUCGACGCUUCCAUUCCACUGGACCGGCAAGGCUGGUACCAUGGGUCGAUCAGCCGGAUCGAUGCGGAGAAAAUUCUUCGCCCACUGUCGGAAGGGAGCUUUCUGGUGCGCAACAGUGAAUCGACCCGGCAGGACUACUCGCUGACGCUGAAGAGCGCCAAAGGUUUUAUGCACAUGCGGAUCCAGCGGGACACCGACUCGGGCCAGUUCAUCCUGGGCCAGUUUAGCCGACCGUUCCCCACGAUACCGGACAUGAUACGGCACUUUUGCCUGAACCGGCUGCCGGUGCGCGGGGCCGAACACAUGUGUCUUCUGGAGCCGGUGAUUGCGCAGAUUCUUUGAACGAGCUGCAGCUACUGGAUCCUGGCCGGCGCGUCCCAAAUUUCCCAAAACCAAACCAAAGUCCUGUGAGUAGUGCCUAAGUGGCGUGCCGAAGCGCUAGGCGAUCUUCGCGGAAGCAGCUAGAAAGCUGCUCCUUUCUAGCUUUAGCCGAGAAAUUACUGGUCAGUGUGUGAGGUGUGAGCCUCGGAGAAGAAUAAACGCAACAAAGCCACACCACACGCAGUGGCUACCCUUUUUGAGGAACGUGAACCGCUAGAAGCAACCAGUAGAAAGCAAACGAUAGCGGUUUUGUGUGUGUUUAGGGAUGGAGAAGGUCGUAGAAGGCGGCGUUACUAGAAACCACCACCAUGUUUAACUUCAGACACGUAACUUCCUAUGUACAGAGAGGUAGUAGCCCCUAGACGUUCGCGGAAGGCUUGGUUCGUAGCAGGUUUUCGUCUUACAUUGUGUUUUCUCUUUGUGACAAUAAUUGUUAUGUUCAGCAAAUCAACGAAGCGAAGCGAAGGUUCACAGAGGAUCGGGAUAUCGUGGAUUGCGCUCACGUUGGAAAACGGGAUCCGUGGAGCCACGGCCUGUGGGGUCAGGAUCGGAAGUCGCGUGGGCUAAAAGAAACCAUUUUGAAGAUAAAAUAUGUAAGCAGGCAAGCGGCCGUUGGCAGGCGUUGUCGUUUCAAAUGUUGUGAUAUCUACGGUAUGGGUUAUGUUGAAGACAUUUGCUGGUUUCCUCCCCAUUUCAUGCGUAAAGUCUGUGCGUUUUUCUAGCUGCGCGAGUGAGUUUAUGAA
Messenger RNA from Anopheles bellator, 4973 nucleotides. RefSeq lists its product as uncharacterized. The record is from RefSeq and is a predicted model, not a curated record. The transcript has 11 exons. The coding region runs from base 1 to 4191 and encodes 1396 amino acids. NCBI's taxonomy places the organism in Eukaryota, Metazoa, Arthropoda, Insecta, Diptera, Culicidae. Gene Ontology annotation, molecular function: phosphotyrosine residue binding.